This is a messenger RNA of Rotaria sp. Silwood2, 576 nucleotides long. Lineage: Eukaryota; Metazoa; Rotifera; Eurotatoria; Philodinida; Philodinidae. The record is from the annotation of a GenBank genome assembly.
AUGGCAGAUAUUUUAAAAGUAUUCGAAGAAUUUAUAAAAACUGAAUCGUCAUUACUCAAUGACGCUAAUUUGAAUUUUCAUGGAUCGCAAUCAGUACUACCUAACAAAAUUAUUCAACAAUUGCAUCGAUUUGUUAUUGAUUUUACAAAUUUAUCAAAUAAUACAUUUUCAAGAUUAUUUUUUUCAGAGCGAAAAGAUGCAUCAUCUUUUUUACCGUCGAGAUUCUUGACAGAAUUUAAUGGUUAUGAUGCAACACUUGAUCCACUGCCUUCUAAUCAUGAUCCUGGGUAUAAUAAAUCUGUGAAGAUACAUGAUAAACAACAAGAGUCAGUAUUUCUUGACCAAAAACAACGUGAAUCACGUGAACAAGAAGAAAUGUUAAUAAAAAAUAGUUGAGAUCAUCAUGGAAUAAGUACUAUUGAACCUGUCCAUGACGAUCAUGUUGACAAUCUAUUUGAUAAUAAUAUGGAAAUUAAAUAUGAAAUAAAUUAUUGUAUAUUAAAUUAUUGUUAUCAAGAUAUAAAAUUUUGUAAAUUACUUAAUGAUCAAUUAGCAUCAAAUGAUUAUCGAACUUGA